Molecule: messenger RNA, 762 nt
Organism: Adineta ricciae
Lineage: Eukaryota; Metazoa; Rotifera; Eurotatoria; Adinetida; Adinetidae
Source: the annotation of a GenBank genome assembly
AUGAAACGAUUCAGGCAUGAUAUAAUUGGUAUUUCUGAAGUGCGAUGGACAGGAAAAUGUGAAACACCGGAUGCGGAUUUCAUCGGGCCAGAAGAAGAAACUGUACAUAUGAGGGAUGUCAGUUUCUUAUUUAGUGCACAUGCAAAAAAGGCAUUAAUAGGAUAUCAGCCAAUCGGCCCACGAAUAAUUUCGGCGCGAUUUGAUGCGACACCAUUUAAGAUAACAGUCAUGCAUGAAUGUGCACCAAAUUCUGCAACAUCAAAAGAAGACAUUGAAGCAUCCUAUAGCUAUAUUGAAAAAGAGAUUGGUACGGAAAAUGUAGAGUGGAAAUCAUGUAUGGGUAAAUACGGACACAGCGACAGAAACGAACGCCUCCUAGAAUUUGCCACAGCACAUGAUCUCUACAUAUGCAAUACGCGAUUUCAACAGAAGCCUAAUAGAAAAUGGUCCUGGGCACCACCAGAUGGUACUCAUAAGAAUAUGAUUGAUCUCAUUCUCAUACAAAUCCAAACAGGAAUACGUGCGUUAAAAACAAAUAAGAGUCUAGGAUCACACGGAAUUCCAGCAGAGAUGCUACAAGCUGGAGAAGAACCACUAGCACGUGAAAUAUAUCGGCUCUGCAACAAAGCAUGGCAUGAAUGUGCAAUUCCAGAAGAAUGGGGAAAAUCUGUUUUGGUAUCUAUACCGAAAAAAGGAUAUCUUAGCAAAUGUUAUAACUAUCGAACGGUCUCACUUAUCAGUCAUACAGGAAAAUACUCCUAA